GUGCUGCGCCGCGGCUGCGAGGCGCUGAGGGGAGAAGCGCUGCCGCCAGCGCCGCGGUGGGGACCCGUUAGAGCGGAAGCGCUGCUGUCGCCGUCGCCGUCGCCUUCGCUGUCCCGGGGCUUCUGGUUCCUGGCAGGUAGGAGGCGGGAGCCAUGUCGAAGCGGCUCCGGAGCAGCGAAGUGUGCGCGGACUGCAGCGGGCCGGAUCCUUCUUGGGCAUCAAUAAAUAGGGGAACUUUUAUAUGUGACGAAUGCUGCAGUGUCCAUCGGAGUCUAGGGCGCCAUAUCUCUCAAGUAAGGCAUCUUAAACACACACCGUGGCCUCCAACAUUGCUUCAGAUGGUUGAAACCUUAUAUAAUAAUGGUGCUAAUUCUAUAUGGGAGCAUUCUCUGCUGGACCCUGCAUCUAUUAUGAGUGGAAGACGUAAAGCUAAUCCACAGGAUAAAGUACAUCCUAAUAAAGCGGAAUUCAUCAGAGCCAAGUAUCAGAUGUUAGCAUUUGUCCAUCGUUUGCCCUGCCGGGAUGACGAUAGUGUGACCGCCAAAGAUCUUAGCAAGCAACUCCAUUCAAGCGUGAGAACAGGGAAUCUUGAAACCUGUUUGAGGCUGUUAUCUUUAGGAGCACAAGCCAACUUCUUUCACCCUGAAAAAGGAAACACCCCACUUCAUGUUGCCUCCAAAGCAGGACAGAUUUUACAGGCGGAAUUAUUGGCAGUAUACGGAGCAGACCCAGGCACACAAGAUUCCAGUGGGAAAACUCCUGUUGAUUAUGCAAGGCAAGGAGGUCACCAUGAGCUGGCAGAACGCCUUGUAGAAAUACAGUAUGAGCUGACUGACAGACUAGCCUUUUAUCUCUGUGGCAGGAAACCAGAUCACAAAAAUGGACAGCACUUUAUAAUACCUCAAAUGGCAGACAGCAGCCUGGAUUUGUCUGAAUUGGCAAAAGCUGCUAAGAAGAAACUUCAAUCUCUAAGUAAUCAUUUGUUUGAAGAACUUGCCAUGGAUGUGUACGAUGAAGUUGACAGGCGAGAGACUGAUGCAGUCUGGCUUGCCACGCAAAACCACAGCACCCUGGUGACUGAGACAACCGUCGUCCCCUUCCUUCCUGUCAAUCCCGAGUACUCAUCAACACGGAACCAGGGCAGACAGAAAUUAGCUCGGUUUAAUGCCCAUGAGUUUGCCACUCUGGUUAUUGACAUUCUCAGUGAUGCCAAGAGGAGACAGCAAGGCAGUCCUCUCUCUAGUUCAAAAGACAGUGUGGAGCUCAUACUGAAAACAAUCAAUAACCAGCACAGUAUUGAAAGUCAAGACAAUGACCAGCCGGACUAUGACAGUGUGGCAUCAGAUGAAGACACAGAUCUGGAAACCACUGCAAGCAAGGCAAACAGGCAGAAGAGCCUAGAUUCAGAUUUAUCAGAUGGACCAGUCACUGUGCAGGAAUUUAUGGAGGUCAAAAACGCUCUAGUGGCUUCUGAGGCCAAGAUACAACAGCUAAUGAAGGUGAAUAACAACUUGAGUGACGAGCUGAGAAUUAUGCAGAAAAAGCUUCAAACACUCCAGAGUGAAAAUUCGAACCUCAGGAAACAGGCCACAACCAAUAUAUAUCAGGUGCAAACUGGUUCUGAGUAUACAGACACUUCCAGCCACUCUUCCUUAAAGCGACGUCCAUCUGCCCGGGGCAGUAGGCCCAUGUCCAUGUACGAGACGGGAUCAGGUCAGAAACCAUAUCUCCCAAUGGGAGAAGUGAACCGCCCUGAAGAGAGCAGGACGAGACUCCAGCCAUUUCCCGCACACAUCGGGAGGAGUGCACUUGUGACCUCCUCUUCAUCUCUGCCUUCCUUCCCCUCCACACUUUCCUGGUCCAGGGACGAAAGCACCCGAAGGGCGUCCAGACUGGAGAAGCAGAACAGCACACCUGAAAGUGACUAUGACAACACUCCCAACGACACGGACCCAGAUGAUCUGGGGUCAAGCAGGAAGGGAAGGCAGAGGAGUAUGGUGUGGCAAGGUGAUGGCUCAGUACCAGAUAUGGCAGAACCCCCCACGGCCCCAAGCCCAAUUCUCCCCAGCACCGAAGACGUCAUCCGGAAAACUGAGCAGAUCACCAAAAACAUCCAGGAACUCUUAAGAGCAGCCCAAGAAAAUAAACAUGACAGUUACAGCCCCUGCUCAGAGAGGAUACAUGUGGCUGUUACGGAAAUGGCAGCGUUAUUCCCCAAAAAACCCAAGUCUGAUAUGGUGAGGACUUCCCUUCGCUUAUUGACAUCCAGUGCCUACCGACUCCAGUCAGAGUGCAAGAAGACCCUCCCCGGGGACUCUAGCCCACCCACAGACGUCCAGCUGGUCACGCAGCAGGUCAUCCAGUGUGCAUACGACAUCGCUAAGGCCGCCAAACAGCUGGUGACCAUCACCACCAAAGAGAACAACAACUGAACAGCGGUGUGCUGACCCUUCUAUUUUCUAGGCUUUUCAAAGUCCAGUUACAAAUUUAGACAUGGAACUCUUCUGAUUUUUACCAGAAACAAACAUUUAAUGAAAGUUUAAAACUUUUUUAAAAAAAACCUCAGUAUUAUUUUUGCAUGUUUUCUAACAAAUUUUCAACUAUUAAUUUAACCCACUUGCCUUAUUUUGUGACUGUUUGCCAGUUUACUUUCUGAUGUUCUGUUGUGCUGUCAGUGACUGUUAGUUAAUGAUCAUGGACUUCCAAAAGCAUAGCUUCAUUGUUGCAAGUUGGUUACCAUUUAUUUAUCCAGCCCUUAAAACUCCUUGCCUAUGGUUAAAACUAUAAAUGAGAUUUUCUUGAGAGAGUUGGGUUAAAAAAAAAAAAAAGCAACCUUAUCUGUUCCCUACCAAGCAUUGUGCAAUAAGUGAAUUUUCCAACCUGUUGCAAGAAUCUCUAAGUUUGGAGUGUCUCCAAGCAAGUAUGUAGAGACAGGACUUUGCCACUUUCUAAAAAUAGUGUAACAAUCUCUCUUGAAGGAAACAACGAAUUGCUCCAUUUCUUUUAACUGUUCUAUCAUGAGAUGUUCCUUAAUUUUUCUAUCUUGAUCUUCUGUCUCUUUCUAUUUUACUGUCAUCCUGAAGUCUCCGUGGCUUCAGAUAGGCACUCAUCCUCCACGUCAUGUGUCAUUUGGCCACAUCCAGGUAGGAGCACUGCCAUGUUAUCACCCGUAGUCUACUGCUCUGCCUUACCCCAGGAAACCAAACUUUCCUUCCAGACGUGCAGCAAGAAGAGCAUCAGCCCCACAGGCCAUAACUCAUUCUGCACCACCCCAUUCCACUGUCACUGCCAUGAACUGUGGGAAGAUAAAUCAUCUACUCCCUGACCUUGUAUUGUACCUCUCUGUCAUCUAAAACCCAGUUACUCCUUUAACCACUUAAAGCCUUCCCACACGACCUGCUUCACAUAGCCGAUCACCCUUUAUGGACUUCUUGUAAGGUAAGAUAUAUACAAUCAUCUGAGUUUAUUUCUUUUCCAUGAUCUUGCUGGUAUUUAAAAAUUGGACAAAAACUUUCAAGAAUUCCUUAGAGGAUAUGUUCUGGCCAACUACCAGCGAUCCCAAAGCUAUGAAAGAGUACAGGUUUCAGUUCUGGAACAUGCUGAGAUUGUUUUCUAAGUUGCUAAAGAGACCUUUUGUUCUGAAUGCUAAAACAUAUUCCUGUACUUGCUUAUUGAAGCAGUUCUGUGUGAGUGUGGCUCAGACCCUGACCUAGACCAGGGAGGCCAGGUGGUAGUGAUGAAGGUGAAUGAAGUGAGCCCGGUGUAGAGCAGGAGCAGGGACAGCAGGGGGGCCUAGGGUACACUCAGUGGGCACAGAAGCUCCCCAGCUCUACUUAGGCUGCCAGGUGGAAAAGUGGGCCCAGGGUUGCCAGAGCUUUUAUUUCUCAAGAGACUCUAGAAAUCUGGAUUUUUUGGUGCCAUCUCUUUGUUUAUAAAUGUUAGCAACUGAUCUAGACAUUUUCACAGCACACAUGUGGGUGAGCUGUGGUCUCUAGGCCUGCAGCUCAUAGCCUCUGUCCUGGGGUCCUGUAAACUGCAGUGUGAGGGCCUGGUCUCCCUGGUCACACCUGGCUUAGCCUCAGCCUCAUCCAUCACGUGGCCAUCCUGUCCUGUGUUGAGUUGCUGUUAGUCUUCGUUUUACCCACAUAUUUGGUCCCAGAGUGCGCAUUCACACACGUGAAGUCAAAAUAAUCAAAGUUGCCUAAAUUCAUGCUAAAUAAGCCUGUACUUUCACAGAACUGUUUGAUUCACAGUCACCUUUACAGCUUGACCGUAAACUGUCAUGAAAGGAGCACCGUGAUGGUGUCUGCUUUACUAAGUCACUGUGUGUGGAUGCUUUCGCUACACUAAGUAGCUUGGGGAAAAGGUCCACAUCUCCAAAAGACUCGUCCACUUGCUUAUCUGCACAACCCUAAGUGCCAUGCUCCUGUCGGAUGCUGAGGGGAUGUCUCCUUGAGGAUGUCUUCUAACUUAAGUUCAAGCACCAUCUGAAACCUUCUCUGCAUGCUGCACAUACUUAGCUGUCCCUCGUCUUUCUUGCAAACACCUGUGCCCUGGAGAAAGUCAAGGAACGUGGGGACCAGCAUUUUCAGUUGUAAGAACUCCGCAGAAUUUAUUAACCCACAGUGCCAAAACUCCAGAAAGAAGUUCCCAGGCGGCGGGACACGUGUUGAUAGGAGGGCUGCAAGGCUUCCUUCUCCUAAGUGCCCCACACACUUCCUCAGCCUCACUGAGAUCCCGCGUCGGAGGUUCUCUGGUCCUGUUGGCAAAUCACCUUGUCCGAACAGUUUUUUGCACAUGGGUUCCAUAGCCUUGCACUACCGUCUGCUCUUUGUCACAUUUUCACCCUUUAUUCUCAAACCGCCCUCACCCCUCCCAAAGCUGGUAGGACAGAGGUGCACUUUACAAGACUGGCACUUGCUGAGGAGGCGACAGCUCCACCUGAGCUCCUUUAACUGAAGUCAUCUUCUGCCUCAGAAUGCAAAUAGUUCUUAUUUGCCAAAGAACAGUCGGGCCCAAAGAUCAAAUACAGCAUUUCACGCCAUCAGAACUGAAACGCACAAUUAGGAGCUGUUGUCCAAUUCCUCAGGUGACGUAAGCUGCAGAACAAGAGGGAGGCUAGCCCGAGUUCUUUCACAGCAGCUGCGAGCUUCCCAAACAUCGAAUUUUCCUUCUUUCUGUGUCCUGGUUGAAGGUCACCCUUGUUUUUACAGAAGAAAAUGCUGCAUAGGAGACUGAAAUGCCUUUUACUCGUCUGUUUUAACCAUGCCAUCCUUUAGUCUGUACUUAUUUUUUCAUUUUUAUUGUACAUUCUAUUCCUGUAAUUAUUGUACAACCCUUUAAGCGUUGUAAAAUUGUUUUGAAAUUUGUGCCUGCUAGUUAUGCAAUAAACAGGCUCUAUAACUGUC
This is a messenger RNA of Miniopterus natalensis, 5408 nucleotides long. RefSeq names its product GIT ArfGAP 2 (gene GIT2). Lineage: Eukaryota; Metazoa; Chordata; Mammalia; Chiroptera; Miniopteridae. Gene Ontology annotation, biological process: regulation of ARF protein signal transduction; synaptic vesicle recycling; regulation of G protein-coupled receptor signaling pathway. Gene Ontology annotation, molecular function: GTPase activator activity; small GTPase binding. Gene Ontology annotation, cellular component: synapse. The record is from RefSeq and is a predicted model, not a curated record.